Messenger RNA from Phytophthora sojae, 355 nucleotides. RefSeq lists its product as hypothetical. Bases 23 to 289 code for a protein of 88 amino acids. The transcript has 2 exons. The record is from RefSeq and is a predicted model, not a curated record. Gene Ontology annotation, biological process: iron-sulfur cluster assembly. Gene Ontology annotation, cellular component: mitochondrion; L-cysteine desulfurase complex. NCBI's taxonomy places the organism in Eukaryota, Oomycota, Peronosporomycetes, Peronosporales, Peronosporaceae.
CACCGCAACCGAACAAAGGAGAAUGGCGUCGUCGUCGUCCGUGCUGCGCCUGUACCGCGAGAUGCUGCGCAAUGCGGCCAAGUUCGAGACCUACAACUUCCGCAGCUACGCCACGCGCCGCGUGAAGGAGGACUUCCGCAAGAACAAGACGCUGCAGGCCGGCAGCCCCGAGCAGGAGAAGGCACUCGAGUUCGCGCGCGAGCAGGCGGGCGUGCUGUACCGCCAGGUGGCCGUCUCCAAGCUCUACCCGCCGCACAUUAAGAGCGUCAUGGAGACGCUCCCCAAGUAGGAGAAGUUAUUCCAGGUGUCGAAGCUUUAAUAGAGCGCGAUGACCCCUGCGUCGGUUGCACAUUGG